AUGGCAGCCUCCGAGACGGUUAGGGUACGACUUCAAUUUGACUACCCGCCGCCGGCCACUCCACACUGCACGGUCUUCUGGCUUCUAGUUGACCUGAACAGAUGCCGAGUUGUCACAGAUCUCAUCAGUCUCAUCCGCCAGCGCUUUGGCUUCAGUUCCGGGGCGCUCCUGGGCCUCUAUCUGGAAGGGGGGCUUCUGCCCCCUUCCGAGAGCGCGCGCCUGGUGAGAGACAACGACUGCCUCAGGGUUAAGUUAGAAGACCAAGGACUCCCUGAGGCUUUGAUAGUAAGCAAUGGCGGCGACUCUAAUUUCCCAUGUAGGAAAUCAAAGAAGCGGGCUUUUAAGUUGGUGGAGGACGAGGAGACGGACCAGGGUUACAAGUACCCUGACAAGUACUGGAAGAGGCAGGAGGACAGCGGCCCUAAUGAGAAGGCCUCAGACCUGGAGACAAAACUCUUCCCAGACGAGGUGCGGCGGACAAAGAACAAGAGAAAAAGCAAAGUGGCAGGCAUCCCUGCUGAGGAGGACGAGGAAGAGACCAAAAAGAAGUCUUCAAAAAGAAAGGAGAAAUGUGAACAGAAGAAGCAGACCAGGGCCUCCAAGUCUCCCAAACAACAGACACAUAAAGAGGGAGGCUCACAGAACUGCAGCUUCCCCAGGGCCUCCUACAGAAGCAGCCUUGCUAAAGCCCGGAGGAGAAGCAGCACAGGGGCAAAAGGUAGUCCAAGCUACCUGUCAGAGUCUGAGUCCUGUCCAGACUCAGUCAGUGAUGGCCACUGCAGUGUCACGACGAUGCAGGGGGUCACCUUAUCAGAGAAACUGUCAGCUGAGCUGUUGAAAGACGGAGCUACAAAAACUGCAGCUGCCAACAGACAGUCCUCAAAGCCUAGCUUCACCUUCAGCUCCGGCAAGGGCAAGGCCUCCAGAGCCUCGUCUUCCAGUUCAGACUCCAGUUCAGAGUCAGAAGACCAGUUCCUGGUGUCCAAGAACAUGCUGGAGGGCGCAUCUGACUUCUUAAAGACAACAGGCCUCUUUGCAGGGCAAGGGUGUUCCAGUCCAGGGCUGUCUUUGGAGACUCCGGGUAUUAUGGGAUGGAAGCCUUCUGACUCAAACAGAGGCAGACAGGCUCCUGGUCCCAACGUGCCUGUCCCCACCAGUUUGGGAAGAGGAUGGGGGCGAGGAGAGGACUUCUUGUUUGGGAAGGGACUGAGGGGCCGGGGUAUUCGGGGCCGAGGGCGAGGUCGAGGUCAGACUGUCUCCUGUAUCUUAAAUAGAAGCUCUGAGAGCCAGAAGCAGAAACAGUUAAAUGAUAUUCUAACCAACUCAUCCACGGUGAUCCAGAAUCCAGUAGAGACCUCCAAGAAGGACUAUAGUCUGUUACCACUCUUAGCAGCUGCCCCUCAAGUCGGAGAAAAGAUUGCCUUCAAGCUUUUGGAACUUACAUCCGACUAUUCUCCUGAUGUCUCUGACUACAAGGAAGGAAAAAUAUUAAGCCACGAUCCAGAGACCCAGCAAGUGGAUAUUGAAGUCCUCUCCUCCCUACCGGCUUUGAAAGAACCUGGGAAGUUUGAUUUGGUCUAUCACAAUGAAAACGGAACCGAGGUGGUGGAAUACGCUGUGACGCAGGAGAAGCGGAUCACUGUGUUCUGGAAAGAGUUGAUCGAUCCGAGACUGAUUAUUGACUCUUCAAGUAGCAUCUCAAGUAAAUAAUGUGUCUGCAAAUACCCUCUGACCUUGCCGCCUUGAAUUCUAUAAUUGUUUGUGACCGUGGUUAUAGCCUGAAGUUUUUAAAAAGAAGGCUAAAUGUUGUUUAGACUUUUUGUUAUCUUCACUUUACCAUAUUAGGAAAAAAAAAUCUACCUCAUCAUUUAGAGUAACGAAGUUGCUAGUAUGUAGAUCCUUAUUUCCUUCGGGCUAAGUUCAGUAACCCAUUUGAAAAACCGGGUGCAGACCAGUAAGACAGUGCGCUUGACUCCUCCCCACCUGUCCGGCUCCCAGUAGCAAUCAUCAGUAGGAGUUUACAGUGCCACACCCAAGAAUGUGCUGUGCGUCUUGUCUUGUUUUUAAGUCACUUUAAACUACUAAGGCAUGUUUCUUGACUUAAUUUUUAACACGUGAGCUGUUCUGUUACGCACAGAGCAUCUCCCACAUUCCACACAUUUUAUGCUUGCUAUCCUCGAGAGUUAGUGGAGUUGGAUUUGUCGGGGCGACAGGUUACAGAGUCCUUUCACAUCUUCCAGCUGGAAAAUACAGGGCCCUUAGGACCCUGUGCCGACUGCAGUGGGGAGACAUGGUUGUUGUAUCAUCUGGAGAAGACAUGGUCUCCCAGAAGGCUGGCCAUGAACCUCAGACCAGGCUGGGGCAAGUGACCUUGUCACACAGUGCCAGGAACUUGGCUUCUCAUACUGAAGUGAGGAUCUUAAACAGAAAUGUCCUUUUCUGUUAUUAUCCACCACGAAGCUAAAGGCUGAAUAUAAACUGCAAAUUGCUUUCUUUUAAUGAAAACUCAGAUCCCUCCUUCAGCCUUGCAGAUUUUUAAAUAAAACCAUAUCAAACUCAA
Messenger RNA from Rattus norvegicus (Norway rat), 2560 nucleotides. RefSeq names its product coilin (gene Coil). Lineage: Eukaryota; Metazoa; Chordata; Mammalia; Rodentia; Muridae. The record is from RefSeq and is marked provisional. The transcript is spliced from 7 exons. The coding region runs from base 1 to 1710 and encodes 569 amino acids.